UGUUGAGGUUUUAAUUAAAAAAGAUUAUUGAGUAAUCUUAUCGUAUAAUUUUGACAUCGUUUAAAUUUAAAUCCACCAUCUAUCAAUAAAUUAAAGAAUUACAAUUUGUCAUUAUUGUCACUAAAAAUUUCAGCAAAAAAAAAUUCAAUGAGUAUGCCCCAUAAGAAAUCGUUAAGAAGGGAAUUGCGUGAUAUCAAAGACAGUUACUUACAAUAUGUAAUUAAAGAUCGUUUUAGUACAACCUCAUCUAAAUCAUCUAAAAACACUCAAACAGGAUUGGCCGAAAUGAUUGAAGCUUAUAAAAAAUUAAAGCACGAAUUAACAAAGGAACGAUUAAAAAAUUUAUCAUUACCAACAAAUCAGAAUCAAAAAUACAAGCGACCGAUCACUCCAAAAUAUAGCGUAAAUGAAGCUGCUUUAAAUUACGAUGCUACAAAAAGAAUCAUAGAAAUGUCAAAACCAAAAAGGAAAUACUUAAUGAAAGAGGAGGAGAUCGUUCCGGGUUCCGUAAAGCUGGGAGCUUUGGAGCAUCAAACAACUGAAAAAGAGUACGAAUUAUCCGCUCCGCGUACAUGGAAGUUUCCUUGGAACCAUUCUACUGAUAAGGAUCAACCGUUUUCCACAUCAAAAGCAGCAAUGAGAUACACUCCAUCGCGUAGGAUUUGCGAAUUGGCGAAACCACCUGAAAGAAAGAUGCUGUACAAAAAGUAUGGAAUGGUUCUACUACCUAAACUUCAACUUGUAAUAAAAAAGUUUUAA
This is a messenger RNA of Onthophagus taurus, 759 nucleotides long. RefSeq lists its product as uncharacterized. The record is from RefSeq and is a predicted model, not a curated record. NCBI's taxonomy places the organism in Eukaryota, Metazoa, Arthropoda, Insecta, Coleoptera, Scarabaeidae.